Molecule: messenger RNA, 1206 nt
Organism: Periconia digitata
Lineage: Eukaryota; Fungi; Ascomycota; Dothideomycetes; Pleosporales; Periconiaceae
Source: the annotation of a GenBank genome assembly
CUUUUCUUGUUCCUUUUUCCCUUUUUUUUACUGCUGUUGUUCUGCUCUUACAGAGCGAGUUCCUUUGAUAUUCAAUAUACCGCAAUGGCAAGCGAUGACCGCUCCGGGGAGCUGGUCGGGGUGCUCGCCUUCUUCAUGGCAGUUUGCACGAUCCUGGUUGUUUUGCGAUGCUAUUGCAAGAUGUUCAUCGUAAAGGCUUUCGGUAGUGAUGAUUAUUGUUGCAUAAUAUCGCUGAUCGCGUUUCUUGCGUUCUGUAUUCUUGGUUUCUUAGGGAUAGCGAACGGUACGGGCAAAAAGAAAUAUCUUAUUCCCGACGAUAAGUAUCCCGAAGGUAUGAAGUGGUGGUGGUCAUGCGAGCCAGUAUACAUGGUGCACACGUUCUUUCUUAAACUCAGCAUCGGCAUCUUCCUUCUACGCAUCGCUGUGGAAAGAGCCCAUCGAAUCAUCCUGUGGAUCGUGUUGAUCGCCGUCGAACUCUACACUGUCUUUUUCUGCCUUCUUUUCAUCUUCCAGUGCAGGCCCAUCAACCUGGUGUGGGAAAUUUUCCGUGGCGGCACUGGCAGCUGUAUCCCUAGAUCUACGCAGAUUGGUGCUUUUUAUGGUUUCUCGGUGAUCAGCUGUAUUGCCGACUGGACAUUUAGUAUCAUACCGAUAUUUAUUGUGUACAAGUUACAAAUGAGUCGUCGGAAGAAGAUCACAGUUGCUAUCCUGCUAGGUCUAUGCGCCAUUGGUUCCACCGCGACCAUCAUCCGAAUCCCCUACGUCCAAAGCCUCAACAACGAAGCCGAGUUCCUCUACGCGACCAUCGACAUCGCAAUCUGGGCCACCUGUGAAGGCGGCAUCGGCAUCGCCACAUCAGCAGCCGCAACCCUCCGUCCUCUCCUCCGCCAGGUCUUUGGCGAAUCCGUCCCGGGGAGCGCCUCAAACAAACAAUCGUCACGAAACUGGGGUGGCAAUAGCCGCUCACGUCUGGGCUACAUACACCAAACCGACACCAACAACGAGAUUGGAAUUCCACUCAAGGAUCAGGAUAACAAGACCGCACGGGUGCACUCGGGGGACGAGGAAUCGAAUCGGUCGCGGAGCACGACGGGCCUGAGAGAUUGGGAGCACGAGAAGGAAGAUGAAUGGCAGGAUGAUCGCACUGCUGGUGUUGAGCCUCAGUUUGGUGCAAUUGUGAAGACUACCAGGAUUACGCAGCAGUAA